AUGAAGUACGUCCAACUCGGCAAAAGCGGCCUCCGCGUAUCUCCCAUCUGCGUCGGCUGCAUGAGCUACGGCACCCCCGGCAAGCAACUCGACUGGGCAAUCGGCGAAGCCGACGCGUUGCCCAUCCUAAACCACUGCUACAAGUCCGGUCUCAACUUCUACGACACAGCCAACAUGUACUCCAACGGCGACUCGGAGAUCAUCCUCGGCAAGGCGAUCAAGGAAUUCAACUGGGACCGGGAGGCCAUAGUGAUCGCGACCAAAGUGUGGGCUCCUGUGGGACGGGGGUUCGAGAAGCCGCUUCGGAUGGCGGAGCAUGACCGUGACAAUACGGGGUACGUCAAUCAGUAUGGUUUGAGUCGCAAGCAUAUCUUCGAUAGUGUGGAUGCGAGCCUGAAGCGGCUCGAUCUGCCGUAUGUGGAUCUGCUGCAGAUACACCGGUUUGAUCCGCAUACGUCGCCGCGGGAGACGAUGGAGGCGCUGCAUGAUGUGGUCAAGUCGGGUAAGGUGCGGUAUAUUGGGGCGAGCUCGAUGUGGGCGCAUCAGCUGCUGGAGUAUCAGUAUACGGCGCGGCUGCACGGGUGGACGGAGUUUGUGAGUAUGCAGAAUCUGCAUAAUGCGAUGUAUCGCGAGGAGGAGAGGGAGAUGUUUCCGGCUUGUGCGCAGUUCGGCAUGGGCGGCAUCCCGUGGAGUCCUGUCGCGCAGGGGUUUUUGACCAGGCCGUGGGGGGAGUAUGGGGGGACGACGCGGGGGGAGGGGCAGGAUGGUAAGUUGAUGGGGAGGCAUAUUACAGAGGCGGAUCGGAGGGUUAAUGAGCGGGUUGAGGAGAUUGCGAGGGCGCGGGGCGUGUCGAUGGCUGUUGUUGCGCUUGCUUGGGCGCUGUCGAAACCGUUUAUUACGUCGCCGAUUGUGGGGAUGAGUAAGGAGGAGAGGGUGGAUGAGGCUGUCCAGGCGAUUGACUUUGAGCUUGGGGAGGAUGAGAUUCGGAGUAUUGAUGAGUUGUAUGAGCCGAAACAUGUGGUGGGACAUCAGUAG
Messenger RNA from Aspergillus campestris IBT 28561, 1035 nucleotides. RefSeq names its product aldo/keto reductase. The coding region runs from base 1 to 1035 and encodes 344 amino acids. NCBI's taxonomy places the organism in Eukaryota, Fungi, Ascomycota, Eurotiomycetes, Eurotiales, Aspergillaceae. The record is from RefSeq and is a predicted model, not a curated record. The transcript has a single exon.